UUUGUUAAUAUUUUUAAAGUAAAAUACCUAAAUAAUUUAAAAAUGGCUGGCUCAAAUGGACGAGGUUAUUUUUCUUUAUUGGAUUGGCUACGGAAAAAUGCUUUAGUCUGUGCUACUGCUGGAGGUGUACUUCUCGGUGCUUUAUUGGGCUCUUUAAUUCGUUUAGGAAAUCCUUCAAGUCAGACAAUUAUGUUAUUAAGUUUUCCUGGGGAAUUACUUAUGCAUAUGUUGAAAAUGAUGAUAAUACCUUUAAUUUUUUCUUCUCUCAUUUCUGGUCUUGCCCAAUUAGAUCCAAAACAAUCUGGUCGGGUCGGUAGUUUGGCUGUAAUUUAUUAUUUUGCUACAACAGCAAUAGCUGUUGUUACUGGAAUUGUUUUGGUUUUAGCUUUACAUCCUGGAAAUCCAGAACAUCACAAAGAUUUAAGUAAUGGAAGAGAAAUUAAAAGAGUUAGUACUGUUGAUACUUUACUUGAUUUAAUUAGAAAUAUGUUCCCAGAAAAUAUUGUACAGGCAACAAUGCAGCAAAUGGAGACUACCGUUCAAGUUGUUAAUAAAACAAUUCCUGGAAGGGACCCAAUUAGAUAUAAACCUGUUUACAAAGACGGAAUGAAUAUUCUUGGAAUUAUUGUUUUUUGUAUAAGUUUUGGAAUUGUUAUAAGUCAAUUAGGGGAACGUGGGCGUAUUAUGGUUGAAUUUUUUGGAGUUUUGGAUUUGGCUAUAAUGAAACUUGUUUCUCUUAUUAUGUGGUAUUCUCCAUUAGGCAUUACUUGCUUAAUUAUGGGAAAAAUUCUUGAAGUUGAUGAUAUUAGCAAUACUUUUCGGUCUUUAUUUAUGUACACAGUAACAGUGCUAAGUGGUUUAGCUAUUCACUCAUUAAUUUCAUUACCUCUUCUCUUCUUUCUAUUAACUCGACAAAAUCCUUUUAUUUUUAUGCGUGGAUUGCUUCAAGCUUGGGUUACAGCUUUGGGAACGGCUUCUAGUUCUGCUACUCUCCCAAUUUCGUUUCGUUGUUUAGAAGAGAAUUUAGGUAUUGACAGACGUGUUACUCGCUUUGUUUUGCCUGUUGGGGCAACUAUAAAUAUGGAUGGAACAGCACUUUAUGAGGCUGUAGCAACAAUUUUUAUUGCACAAAUGAAUAAUGUUCAAUUAACUUUUGGCCAAGUAGUCACUGUCUCCUUAACAGCUACUUUGGCUUCUAUUGGGGCAGCUUCUGUUCCAUCUGCUGGUCUUGUCACAAUGUUACUUGUUUUGACUGCUGUUGGUUUACCUGUAAAAGACGUUUCUUUAAUUAUUGCUGUUGACUGGUUUCUUGACCGUAUUCGAACUUCAAUAAAUGUUUUGGGCGAUGCAUUUGGGGCUGGAAUUGUUUAUCAUUUUGCAAAAAAAGAUUUGGCAAAAGCUGAUGCUGAACAUGCGAGAAAAAUUCUUGAACAAAAUGAUGCUUUAAUGAUUGCUGGGGAAAAAGGACGGAGAAGCACAUUUAUGGUUCACAAUGAUGAUCAACAAUUACAACUUUUAAAUUCAAAUAGGCAUGGUUAUGAGCCAGUCCCAAGUUCUGAUGAACCAACAGCAGUUACUCGAACAAGCGAUCCUUCAACAACAAAUAAUAAUAAUCAUCCUUAAAUUUAUUUCCUUCCUCUAAUUUUUUUUUAAUUGCCCCCCCCCCCUCCUCUCCCCAAAUUAAGGAUACAGAGCUUUUCCUUUUAUUUACCACAAUUUUUUUAUUUUUAGUUAUUUUUUAUCCCGUGUGUUUUCUUUAUUUAAAAGUGAUCCAAAAAAAUAUUUU
Meloidogyne enterolobii is the source of this 1786-nucleotide messenger RNA. Lineage: Eukaryota; Metazoa; Nematoda; Chromadorea; Rhabditida; Meloidogynidae. The record is from the annotation of a GenBank genome assembly.